AAGAAAGUGGAGCAAACAGCUGCUGGGGACAAAAGCAGGAGCUGGUGAAGACCAAAACUGAGCUAAAUGGAGAUGUUGUCUGACUGUCCAGCUGCAGUUGAGCAUUUGGAGGCAGGGGGCGUCACCGAGCAGCUCCUGCAGGUGAAUAAGCUCCUACAGUUUGACUAAGUGAGGAGGACACGAGGCAGCCUCACUCAGUGGAGCCCAGCGGAGGCAGCAGACGUGGAGGAGACCCGAGGGGAGCGAGGAAUGAGAGCAAGAGAAGAAGCGAGCGUUUCUCCAUUCCUUCCCCCGGUGUGAGGCGCGGAGCCGCCGGUGCGCCCCGGUGAUGUGAGCCGCUGCCUGGAGGAGGAGGAGGAGGAGGCGGGAUGGCAGAGAGGAGGAGAGGAGGCUCCAUGUGCUCCCGCUGCUUCUCACAGAGGACACCGUCACCUGAAGACUCAGCGAUCAUUCUGUGGAAGUGAAGCCCGCGUUAGUUUCUGUGUGAACUUUGAAGGAGCCGGUGGAUGUGGCGCCAUGGAGAUAAAGACGAGACUUCGCGCGGUGCUGAUGUUCAUGUGGAUUUUUCAAGGUGACACACACAAGGUGGAGAUCCCCAGAGGAGAGGUGGAGGUGGUGAAAGGCGAGAUGGUGGUGCUACAAGCCUGGUACAGCCCCAACUCUGACAUUUCCAGGAACUCUGUCAUUUGGCAAUUCAUGGGGAAUAAGUCGAGGCAGGUGAUAAACUUCAGCUCUGGUGAGGUCGGGCUUGGUCAGAGUGAUUACACCACCAGAGUGGGCUUCAGUGUGGCCAUGCCCUCAGCCAACCUUUCCAUCUACAUCAACAACACCCAGGAGUCUGACUCGGGUCGUUACGUCUGCAGCGUCCUCAUCCCUAGAAGUAAUGGCAUUUCAGGAGAGAUACACCUUAAUGUCAAAGUCCCCCCCUCUCCCCCAGUUUGCACCAUGACAGGAAAUCCAGUGGUGAAGGGCAACGUGACGCUGAGCUGUAAAUCCAGUCAUGGAAAACCCAUCCCUCAGUACAAAUGGACCAAGGCUGCGCCCUUAUCAGAGGUUUUCUUCUCACCGAUGCAGAACGAGAGACACGGCACCCUCAGGCUCAGCAACCUCACCAAAAACAUGUCGGGGAAGUACGUCUGCAGAGCCAGCAACACGGCCGGCUCCGACAGCUGCUCCAUUAACCUGGAAGUUAUCACCUCUUCCAACGCAGGCAUGAUCGCAGCAGCCACCCUGGGGUCCGUGGUGGGACUCAUGGCCAUGGUGCUGUUCCUCAUAUUCAUACUGAGGAGGAGACGGGACACGGAGGAGGAGAUCGCCAACGAGAUCAAGGAGGAUGCUCAGGCACCGAAGCGAGUGUCAUGGGCAAAGAGCAACACCGGCUCCGACAUCGUGUCCAAGAACGGCACGCUGUCCUCCAUAGCAACCAGUCCUCGACCACGAGACCCACACCCGCCCAACUACCACUACCCGUACUCCCCCAUGUCGGCGUCAGACACGGGCUCAGUCAUCAACGCCUACCAGCUGCGACCUGGAGAAGCCAACACCUUACAGGGACUUCCUGGUUACAACAUUGGAGGCACUCCUUCACGUAAACACAAGCGGCCUCCCUGUACAAACGGGGGCCCUCCGGAGGUUGUCAGGAGCCCUGCGGUCGCCGUCCCCAACAGGACUGAGGGGGCACAGCCUCAGGCGCCGCCACUCGCCAUGUCCCCACAAAUGAGCUCCUCCACACUGACGCGCACGGGAGCCGUUGCCGUCAUGGUGCCAGCUCAGAGCCAAGCCGGCUCGCUGGUGUAACCACACUGAGAGGAAAUAAGAGGACGCCGGUUGUUGAUGGGAAUGUUCGCCAUUAAAUGGGACAUACUUUCUCGAUGAAGACCUGAAAGGUUGAGAGAGAAGAUGGUUUGUGCCUCAUUUGCACAAACGCUUUGCUGAUCAAUGUAAAUGCGGCAUCGUUCAUUUCAGUUUCUUUUUUCAUUUGCUGCGUUUUGUCUCACUGAAGUGUUAUUUUUAUUUACACGCUCAGAAAGACAUUUAUAAUAAUGUUGUCAAGUAGCAUUAAAAUACCAGUUAUUAUAAGAUCUGUCUGGAUACUGUAAACCAUAAUGAAUGGUUGAGUGCUCUUAGAGUUUGGAAGUUCUUGUAUAAUAACGUUUUGGGUACAUUUGAAUAAUGUAAAAAAAAUAACUACGUAUGAUUUUUUUUCAAUUUAAUUUUUCACUGUCAGUUCACUUUUCUCAGGCUAACUGCACAAGUUGAGGGCAAAAUUUCAGGUUGUUUCUUUAACCUGAAUUCUUCUGAGAGAACUUGCUGUUUGAGUUUAUCGCCGGUCGUGGUAGAUGGGAUGUAACCAAAAUUGUGCAUUUAAUAUUGUUGAAGUAGAUUCUGUUUUGUUCAAAAGGUGCUUGAUAUAAUUUGAUAUUAUUGCCGUAAAAAACAUGAGACGAUUAGCUGAGAAUUGAGAAUAUUGGUCUUCAGACUGAAACUUGUUUGUUUUCUUGUAAUUAUACUGAACUCUGGAUUUAACGUGGCAGUGAAUUAUCUGUGUUGACAGGUUACAUGUAGCACUUUUAAU
Molecule: messenger RNA, 2575 nt
Organism: Paralichthys olivaceus (Japanese flounder)
Lineage: Eukaryota; Metazoa; Chordata; Actinopteri; Pleuronectiformes; Paralichthyidae
Gene: esamb
Product: endothelial cell adhesion molecule b
Biological process (GO): homophilic cell-cell adhesion
Cellular component (GO): plasma membrane; adherens junction
Molecular function (GO): cell-cell adhesion mediator activity
Source: RefSeq, a predicted model, not a curated record